ACACGUGACUAUGUAACUUUCGUCAUAGCGCUAGUUUGAGGAAGAGAGUCUGGGGAAUGCGAGACUAUCAUAGCGCCGACUUUGAUACAUGCAUACAUUGGUCUGUGACCAUAGCAAAUGCAUAUUUGUCGUCGUGUCUUCAAAUAACGUUAUCUAAAUCCAAGUAGAUCAACUCACUAACACCUAAAAAGAUGACGGAAGGUGGACGUGGACAUGAGAAGAAAGGGAACAAUGAUAACACUGAGUUAUGCGCCUAUCGACUUCUCGAAUGUCCUAUUUGCCUGGAGCAGAUGCGACAACCGAAGUCUCUUCCCUUGUUUACAUUCCUUCUGUGAGGAAUGUCUCGGUACCUACAUCGUCACAGACUUGUCAGGUGAGAUGGCCGCCGCGACCUCAUUCCCCUGUCCGGUCUGUAGGAAGAUCACAUCACCAGUCGAUCCCUCUGAGAGUAAGGAGACUUGGGCACGGCAGUUUCCGGUCAACAGCCUCGUUCAGGAUUUUAUCUAUCACAAACGGAUGGCAGAUUAUUCAUUUAUUGUGGUCCAUGCAAGAAGACAAAAACCAAGGAGACACCAGCAAAGUUUUUGUGCAGAGCAACUGACAUGUUGUUUUGUGAGCUUUGCAAAGAAAAUUUCCAUGAUGUAGUUCAUGAAAGUUGUGACAUUGUCUUUAUUACUGAGACAAAUCAGGGACGUGUUACAGAAACAGCCUAUUCAUACAACAUGUUCAUCGCACAACGAGAAGAGGGAUUGUUAUUGUGAAGAUCAUGGAUUUCUCGGAUGCAACAAAUGUAUUAUCACAGAUCAUCGACGUUGUGACGCAGUGACGAGCGCAAAAGAAUAUUGUGAAAAGCAAAAGGAAAGCUCUCGGCUAGAUGACAUGGGCAAGUCCCUCAAAAAGGCUUUCGACUGUAUGGAGUUGAUGGUAAAAUCUAUUGAUGAUAAAGGUGAUGCCAUGCGACAAUGCCAGGAAAUUAAUUUAAGCAGUAUUUCAGAUGUACGACAAAGAAUCAACAGCUAUCUCGACAAGAAACAGGAGGAGAUAACUCAAGACUUGAUAUCCAAAUACAAAGCUGAGAAAGCCAAGAUUGAUGUAUCAAGACAGAAGUGUAGUAGACUCCGGGCUGCCAUUCAGAAUACAAGGGAAGCAUCCAGGACAGCAGCUCGGAUUGACGACCACAUAGGGAUGAUACAGCUGUUCCAUCGAGGUCAGACAGAGCUUUUGGCGUAUAGCGAUCUGAUCGACGAUAUAUCAUCCUCAAAGUCAGUCAGUAUAAAACACAAUAUCGACCCAAGCCUUGAUACAAUCGACCAGACCAGUCCAUUGACCCUUGGCACAAUCUUUGUUGAGGAGCAUCCGUGUACCAUACCUGACGGGGUGGAUUACGUAGAAAACCAUACCAUGCUUUCUAACAGUCGCGUCAGGAAAUUAAGAAAGUUUACAAUUAAGGUUCCGUCCGAUGAAAGUCUUUGUAAUGUUCACGGAGUUUUGUUAAUGUCGAAUGGAGACAUAAUCGUAAGCGAUUUUCAAAACGAUCAUUUGAAACUGUUUUCUUGUCAAGGACGGUGUUUGGAUGUUCUGAAAAUCAAUGGAUACCCACAUGACGUGUGUUUAGUAGAUGAUAGUACAGUAGCUGUUGCUGUAUCUCGUGGCCAAAUCGGCAUACAUGUCAUGAAGGUACAUGACUCCGUGCUGACCCUAUUGACCGUUAUUAAAAUGCCAGAGGAAUGUUACGGUGUAACGUUUAAAGACGGAAAGUUCAUGGUGAGUACUCCAAAAGACAUUUAUAGAGUAGGAAUGGAAGGCGAAUCGGAGAAAGUUGACCAAUUGCCGAAAGAUUGCUACAAUCUCGCCUCUUGUCCAAACGAAAAACGCACAUUAGCCAGUAUGAGAACGUCUAAGACGGGUGACGUCGUGGUUACUAAACUGUCUACUGGUGUUCAGACAUGUGUCAUGCGUGUUGGAUUAGUCAAGGAUGCGAGGGGGAUAGAUGUAGACCGUCAGAGGAAUCUGUAUGUCUGCGGCUACGAGUCCAACAACGUUGUACAAAUGUCUACAUGUGGGACACGGAUCAGAGAACUUCUGACGUCACAGGAUAGUAUCGACAAGCCCCGGGCUAUAUCUGUUUGUGGGGACAGGUUCGUAGUACAUUAUGUAAGCAACGAAUCACCACAAGAUCGGAACAAUAUCCAUGUAUAUCAGCUCUACUGAUGUACACAUCAUGUCUGACAAUUAAAAUAAUUCUUCAUAAUAAGCUGCAGUUUCACCUAUUCAAAAAUCUUUCCACGGUUAGAUGUAAGUGUGAAAAGUGUCCAAACGUAGGUAUACUUUAAGGUAUAUACGUAACUUCUUAAAACUGAUUGAAAACCAAGACAUGGACUGAGCCAGAACAGUGUACAUUUUUGACUCUCGCCUGAUAUCUUGAAAUAUGUAAAAAAAAAAAAAAAAAACAACAACAUUUAUUCGAAAGUGGAUCUCGCAUAUAUCGCUUAAAUCGGCACCAUGCCGAUUGUUUUAAAUUAAUUCUUCUCGAUGGGAUUUAGAUAUGGGUUGACUCGAUGAGAUGAUCCUCGACCCUAAUGGAGAAUUGCGAUGUUGAACUGGAGUCGGGGAUGGAGGAGAGGGAAAAUCGUGUGAAUAUUCAUUAUUAACUGAUUGUACUGGUAAGCAUGUAUGACACCUGAACAUGACGUUGACGCUUACCAUACCGCAACGACACAUUCAUUUCAUAUUUUGCUUGAAAUUGAUCUAAUAGAGACGCAUUUAGGGCACAUGUGACGGAGUGGUAUUAUACGGCAUUCAUAGUCCAGUCACUUUAAAUGUGAACAUUUCAAGUAGAUAUCCUUUGUGUUGAAGUCUAUAAUAUGUCGUAGAAAUGACCUUUAUCUACAAGAGUUAAACGUAUGUAUGUUGAAAAAAUUCAAGCAACAUGAUACUCUGAUCUAGAGUGGCGAUACUUUUAACAUGGAUCAUUCUAGUGUUUAGGUCAAUGUUAACUCCCGUUUUGAUAAUGUGAUCACUUAUGGCAGGUGUCGCUAAUGAAGCAGAAAACGUUUAAACUUCCGAAGCAUAUUGUCUUAUUCUCCUUGUACGUUUUCAAAGUUCUUCAUACAAAUCUUUAUGUUGCCAUUAUUUUAUUGAUUUUGAGUUAAGGUUACAAUUUUGUCAAAAUUUGAAUUCUUUGUGGGAUUUUGAUGGAAUUUAGUAUACAUGUGUAGUCUUGACAUUAGACACUGUUGCGAUGUCAACUACUUAUUUACAACUACGGAGAUUGUUUGGCGACAUACGUCAUGGUGCCCGUCACAAUUAGUACCUGUUUAUGCAAUGCUGUUCUGCUUCUCUAACACGUAAUUGUAACAACCUUAACAAUACCCGGAGUGAUUUGAUAUGACAUUCAGUGCUUUUAUAUAUUGUAGCGUAGUUACGUCUUGUCAUUUUCCUCUCGUGAUGUACUGUUGAGUGUAGACAAACCUUUACAUCUAGUGCACUUGUAGUGCACAAUGUGUAGACUACAUACAGGUAAUGAGCCAUGACUACCUGUGAUUUUUACCUGUAAGUCACCUUGUUUAUCAGUAUUUGUAUCUUGAUUUAUAGACGGAACCUAGUCUUACCUUAUAACUUGAAGUUAAAACCAGUUAAACCUAGAUUUUUGUUUAUCAAUUUGAGUUAUAAUAAAGCUGUGCCUAAUGUUUAAAAUUAAUUCCAGUAAAAUGACCAAAUAAUGUAUGUAGUAUAAAUACUAUAUGUACCAUAAUACAUGUAUUAAGUUUCGUUUGAAUAGCACACGGAAUGAUAUUUUCCAAGCACCAAAAACCUUGAAAUGCAAAUGUCGGCUGUGAAUAAUAUAAAACAAUAAUGGCAUAUAAGGAGGCAUGUCAAUCAUCAAAAACGCUCUUAUUACACACUAUUUAGAUCUUUGAACACAACAAGAAACUCGUUUUCAGGAAAAAUAGUUCAAUCGCAGUUUGAUUAAAAAUAUGUAGUUUUCUGAAAAUAGUCCCAUAUUUCACUGUUUAACUAUUUGUCUCAAAAACCUUCCUCAUACUGAGUUCAGAGGUCUUUAUAGUAUCUAAUAUGGGUAUUUUUAGUACCUGAAAUGGCUCUCUAUAUGCCAUAUUUGCGCAAUAUAAUUCACUGCCACUACUUGCAUUUCAAGGUCAAAAGAGAAUCGAUGUUUAUGUCGAAUCUGGUCAAACAAACGUUCGUACUACCUGCUAUACAUGUAGGCACUUGUGAGGAAAACGGCAUGGUUAUUUUGUGCAAGAUGUCUUAUUCGAAUGAGCUUUCUGCGUUCUCCUGAAACUUGCAUUUUACGCAUGUUUUGCCGAAAUUGACAGAUACAGGCUCAUGGAUUGCCAUCACAUAUAUCAACAAUUGGUCGAGUUACUUCUGUUCCACCAGAAUAGUGAUUUAUUAAAAACAUUUGCUUGUAAAAUAUUUGGAUUUGCUGUUUAUAUGAACCUUAAAAAUUCAAAGUUAUAUUUUUAAAAGAUGUAUUGUCGUUUCCCGCUUAUCCUGACCUAGACUACGUACAACGAAAGUCUGGUCUAAAAAAUACAGGUAAAAUAUCCCUGAUCCCAGUGAUUUUUAAAGCAUCAAAAUAGAUCGCAAUAGUCCAUUGGUGCGCUAUGUUUUGUGAAAGGAUUAUGUAGUCAAUCAAUACCAUUUAAAAUAAAGUUAAAUUGACUUAUUGAA
Molecule: messenger RNA, 4695 nt
Organism: Pecten maximus
Lineage: Eukaryota; Metazoa; Mollusca; Bivalvia; Pectinida; Pectinidae
Exons: 2
Coding region: 649-2211 (520 amino acids)
Source: RefSeq, a predicted model, not a curated record